CACACACUGUGCUUCACAGUACAACAUGAAGGGUCUCACAGUGAAUAACGUGUGCCAGUGCGGCUUAUUGAUUUACCUUCUUUUCUUUUCUCUCACUUCUUUCACCUCAGCAGUCAGCUUCGACUUGACCGAGCUUAGGAAUAAAGUGGCCAAAAUUAAAGUCAACCCCAGAGGGAAUCUGUGGGCAACAGGACAUUUCAUGGGCAAGAAGAGUGUGAUGGACGAUCCUCUGCUCUCUGCUGAGGGCCAAGGUGAUGGAGACGCAGAGGUAUCCCUGCCAGGGGGUCACAGCUCGCUCAGUGAGCUUUUCCAGGACUUCCUGCGGGUGGCGAUGCAAACACAGGUGGACUCGCAAGAAAGCCGUUUUAAAGCUCAGGAGGCGGACAUCCUGAUGAGGAUUUUAGAGAGCUACACGCAGAGAAAGUAAUGCGGAGGAUGGAUGACGCCAUGAUGGCCAUCAAGGAAGGUCGUCACACUGCACAGUCCACUGUUCAUGAUUGUAACCCAUUACUCCCAUUUUCAACUCACUUAGUGCCAUUGGCUCGUCUUUUUUUUGUUGACCAAAUGUUCUUGUUUGCAUAUUUAUAGUCAAUAAAAUGAUUUCCACUGCUGUCACUCUGACCUGAAAGGAAGAAAACAUUUCUUUGUGGACAUUUCAUCCAAUCACAUGUAAUCUGACAUGAUGUAUGUGGUUACAUAACCUUAUGAUGUCAUUUAACUUCAAUUAGCUUGUAUUCAUACUAAUGGCCGCAGAUUGUGACAUCAUCAUAUUUGUGUUCCAGUCUUGUGUGAGGAUAUAUGCAUAUUCGUAUGAGUGGAAACCUUCUUCCAUGUCCUGCAAUAUCAUGUCCAAAAUAGCACUUAUAUAAAUAAA
Messenger RNA from Doryrhamphus excisus (bluestripe pipefish), 874 nucleotides. It is a transcript of the gene nmbb, whose product is annotated as neuromedin Bb. Gene Ontology annotation, cellular component: neuron projection. Gene Ontology annotation, biological process: neuropeptide signaling pathway; positive regulation of hormone secretion. The record is from RefSeq and is a predicted model, not a curated record. NCBI's taxonomy places the organism in Eukaryota, Metazoa, Chordata, Actinopteri, Syngnathiformes, Syngnathidae. Gene Ontology annotation, molecular function: neuromedin B receptor binding; neuropeptide hormone activity.